AUGGGUUACUUAGACCUUGAGGAGAUUUGGGCGUACCCGAAUAACCAGAUCACUUUUGCAAAGCCGUCCAGAAAGACUUUUUUCGCGCACCCCCUCAAACUCCUUGUUGGAGCAGCACUCUUCCUUAGCUUGUUAUUUUACACCUCGAUACCCGAUGGCUUCAUCAGAGGCUUUGACCGCGACAGAUCGUUUCUGGGUGUCGCAUCCAGAGACCAGAGCGACCAGCUCGAUAUCAUGAAGCAGCAUGACAUCAAUGCAAAAAUGCUCCACAGCAAAAGUUUCGCGAACCGCUACAGCGUACGUGCCCCACCGUCGAUUCGCGAAAUCGACAUGACCCGAAGCAACGGCACUCGCGAGGGUCAGCCUGUGGUUGCCAUCAACGCUCUCAACCCGAACAAUCUUGUCUUCGUCUCUACACGGUUCUACCCCUUGCCGUCAUUGAGCCCCGUUGGCGGCUGUUUCCUCGCGUAUACCCUCGAUCGCGGACAGACAUGGGUCAACGUUACCGCUGAUUAUCCUCUGGGCGAUGCUCCAGAGUGCGGUGAGCCGCAGGUCUUCUCUGACGCUAAUGGCACAUUCUACAUUUUGAAUAACCAGGUCUUUCCGGAUUUGGAGAGUAAUGAGGCGGCCCAUCCGCAGCUCUCCAAGUCGGUGGAUGGCGGCAAGACCUGGAGCACCCCUUCUGUGACUCCCUUGCACAUGCAAGGUGCCCCCAAACUCCGGAUUGACCAGGUCACAGGCAAGGUCUAUGCGAAUGGCGCAUCUUCGUGGGAAUAUCCUGCUGCCAUCUCGGUGAGCUCCGAUGGGGGCGACACAUGGGCGCCAUUCAACCAAGUCCCCGGCCCCGUAGAUGUUUGCCUCGACUAUGAGAUCCCCGACCUCCCCCCAGUGUGCGGAUUCCCUGGCAGAUCCAUUGCCGUUCACGAUGGUAUCCUUGUCUCUGCAGCCGAGGGCUUAGAGGGCCACCCGGAGAUGUACAUCAGCCGCAACGACGGUGUCACCUGGACGACACUCCCGUUGACUGAUAGUGACGGGGACUUUGUCCUGAACGGAACGGGGCCCAUGUUGCCAGUGUCGGGCGUUGGUCUGCCCAGUGACCCAACGCCCUGGGUGUCGGCUGACCCAACCAAGACAGGACGAUUCGCGCUCAUGGUUCCGCGAGAAUACACACUGGAGAUAUACGUUACGGAAGAUGCAGGCGGCAACUUCACGGGCCCGACGGUCAUUGAGACCCCAAAUGCGCAGCGCCCUGCCAUUGACUUUGGGUUGACUGGAGUGCUAGGCGUGAUGUGGCGAACAAACAGCUCGGGGCUGUUGGAUGUCUACUCCACCGUGUCCUUUGAUUUCGGUCGCACCUUUGCCACGCCAGUCAAGGUCACUCGCGAUUCCGUGCCUGUGGGACAGAAUGGACAACCCGGCGACCGCGCGUCCUUGAUAGCUCUCAAUGGAAAAUAUGCGUAUGUUGCUUGGUCUGAUGGAAGAGAUGGUCUCUUGGAUGCCGUCUGGGCUGAGGUGCCAUUGGCGCUUUUUAAGAACGAGACCAUUUAG
Messenger RNA from Pestalotiopsis fici W106-1, 1548 nucleotides. RefSeq lists its product as uncharacterized. The transcript has a single exon. The coding region runs from base 1 to 1548 and encodes 515 amino acids. Gene Ontology annotation, molecular function: protein binding. NCBI's taxonomy places the organism in Eukaryota, Fungi, Ascomycota, Sordariomycetes, Amphisphaeriales, Sporocadaceae. The record is from RefSeq and is a predicted model, not a curated record.